GCACAUCUUCUCCUGUUCCUCCAGCGCCGAGCUCUUUUUCCCGGAAUCUUCCCUACCCGGUGCGGAGCUUCUGACAUAUCAUACCACCGCAUCGUCUAUAUCAUGUGUCCUUUCACCUCUCUGCCCACCGGUGACGGUCCCAACCAAUGCUCCUCGCCCGCUGCCGCUGCCGUCAAGGACUGGCAACCAAGGAGAAAAUCAGUGUCCAAUGCCUGCGAACGCUGUCGAAGGAGGAAAAUCAGAUGUGAUGGUGACACUCCAUGCUCGACAUGCAAACGAUUUUCGUUGCAAUGUGUGAGAUCUCAAAAACCACGGGAAGUGGUCGCAUCUGAACACCAAGCCGCACUGGAAGGCCGAAUCCACCAGCUAGAAGCCCAACUCGCUGCUCACGUAUCCGCUCCAAUGCACGGUAUGGAGACCAUCGACGAGAACUCGUACAUGGCCACGACACCCGCAAGUUUGACCCCUUCGAGCUUCGACUGGGGUCAAAGCCCUCCACCCUUGACUGUCGACACCAACUUUGGCUCUUCUUUCAGUUCGCACGGUGAAAUUGACCUGGCGAAUUUUUCGGCAGUUUCUGUGGGCAGUGUGCCCUCAAUAGCCAUCACUGAAUCCCAAACGAAACACUUUUCACCGUCACCGGGCCCUCCGCACACGGCACCCUCGUGGGAGUUUAUGGCUCAAGGAUACCAAGGUCAACUGAAACCUCACAAUCCUCAAAGUAUCAACAUGUCAAGAAGAACUUCCACAACCGCAUCGUCAAACUCCGUGGAUAGCGAUGAUGCUGGUGGAGACGAAGAUACCGAUGUCAUGCCUCUUGCUCCCGUGCCUCAUCUACCACGACAAGGUAUCUUUGCGGCACAUGCCGAAUCGCCCCCUCCGGGAUCUACGAGAUCAGCGUACACAGACAGGAGUCGCGCGAUCGUGACCACGCCCUUUCCCAGUCGAUUCGAAGCCGAGACUUUGACUGCUGAAUUUGUAGGCUUCGUCAAAUCCCUGGAGCAAAAGGUCUAUUCCGUUACGCCUGCGCAAUUCAGCCGCAUGUGCGAAUUCGUUUACCCAGAUCCCAAGAAAAGGGGAGUGUCUGUAGACGUCUCUGUCUCCACUCAAAUGGCGCGAUUUCAUGUCUUCAUGGCCAUGGCCAUCGGCAUGAAGAUGCGGAUCAAGGAUGCCGCCGAAAACACCAACUCACUACUCGACACGUGCUAUGAUCUGGCCGUGCAACAAGCAUCUGCACCCACGUUCUGGCAGGAGCAGGGAGGUAUGGAGGCUGCGCAACUUCUCAACAUCUUCGCCUCGAUACGUCGCGAGGCGUCGUUCGAGCCCCGACCGCUGCAGCCUUCCUUCUCUUGGUGACCGGACAACGAGCUAAACAAUUCUUCCAGCGUUUAACGAGUGUCCUUCUAUCAUGGACAUGGAAUUCUUCGUCAUCGAGACACCAUGCGCCGUGGCAUAUUGAGCCUAUGAUGGCCUACUCAGGUAUCCCUGCCUGAAUCGAUCACAUUAGCGAAACCGACUGAAUCGAGCUUCUAUUGCUGUAGCCGAUGGUUGUUCUUGUAUAUUUGCGCAGUAUCGCGCAUCUCUUCUUCUACUUGUCUUGCUUGCAAUCUACUGUACAUAUUUGCUAUUUCACGACAAACUCCAUAGACUUUUUGACGCAUUUCCCAAAAGGCCUCAAACUCGAGCGCUGGAAUACUGUGCUCACAUAAACAAAUGAAAAAAAUAGAUUCAUCAACUGAUCAACUCACAUAUCUUGGUAAACUUCUUCAAAUGGAAUGCAACAGAAUAGCUGGGAACCUCGACAUGCUGUCAUCCGCUGAAAGCAUUGGUGUUGGUGAAGGAUGUAGUAGCCGUCGUACCGGAUCGACCGGCCCGAAUUGUCAAGCAUGGGUGUCUC
Molecule: messenger RNA, 1897 nt
Organism: Periconia digitata
Lineage: Eukaryota; Fungi; Ascomycota; Dothideomycetes; Pleosporales; Periconiaceae
Source: the annotation of a GenBank genome assembly